Molecule: messenger RNA, 642 nt
Organism: Cylindrotheca closterium
Lineage: Eukaryota; Bacillariophyta; Bacillariophyceae; Bacillariales; Bacillariaceae
Source: the annotation of a GenBank genome assembly
AUGGACGACCGAUCCAAGAGAGAGUCAUCCUCAUCCAAGAGGGAGGAUAAGGAAGAUUCGGAGCGGGGGGAUAACAAAGUUGCUGGUCGCAGAGACCGGAAAAGUGGAGACGAAUCACGAGACAAUAGUAAACGAGGAGACUCCUCCUCCAGUCAUCGACGUCGUCGGAGCAGAGAUGAUAGUGGCAAACGAAGAGAUCGCAAACGUCGUCGACGAGAUGACGGUGAUGGCAGUGAUAGUGAUGAUGAGUCAUCUGUUUCCUCAUCGGACAGUAGAUCAUCAGAGAGCAGUGAAGGAUAUCGGCGGAGAAGACGACGCCGAAAGGAGAGAAAAGGGAGUAAGGAUCAUCGCAAGCGAAGUAGUCGGGACAGUAAGAAACGAAAGAAGUCCAAGAGGCAUUCAUCUUUGUCCUCAGAUGAUGAUUCCAAUUCAAGUAGCGACAGCGAUAGACAUCGACGAAAGCGAAAGAGCUCCAGAAAGAAACGAAAGGAUUCUUCCAAGAAGACAGAGGACAAGGGUCCACGUCGGAGUGCCAUUACCGGCAAAAAGCUCAAGCUGCAUAUUGAAAAAACAGAAGAAGAUAUUGCCAAUGAAAAGGCUCGAGAGAAGCUAUUGGAAUAUAUGAAUUCAUCCUUCAAAUGA